GGAGCCACUGACACCGCACCCGACCGCCCACACCCGGCUCAGCGCUCGUCGGUCUCCUGGCCCUGCACGCUCUUGGGAACCCUGCGUCUGGCUCCCGGGCUCCACGUGCCUUGAGGUCCUCGGUCGCCCAUGGUCCCCAUGGCCACUCUGUGGGGCGAUCUAGGAGACGCCUGAGGAAGCCCAGACAGUGCCCGUCCACGGCCCUGCGGGCUUCGGGGCGGGAGUCUGCGGGGAGCUAUGCUGAAGCUGCAGGGUGAGGAUGAAGCCGCGCAGCUCGCCCCUCGGCGUGCCCGCGUCCCCGUGCCCAGACCCACGGCCCCCGACGUGUCCCCAUCUUCCGCCCGCCUGGGUCUUGCCUGCCUGCUGCUGCUGCUACUCCUGACUCUGCCGGCCCGUGUAGACACGUCCUGGUGGUACAUAGGGGCUCUGGGAGCCCGAGUGAUCUGUGACAACAUCCCCGGUCUGGUGAGCCGGCAGCGGCAGUUGUGUCAACGCUACCCAGACAUCAUGCGCUCAGUAGGUGAGGGUGCCCGGGAAUGGAUCCGAGAGUGCCAGCACCAGUUCCGUCACCACCGCUGGAAUUGCACCACACUGGACCGGGACCACACUGUCUUUGGCCGCGCCAUGCUCAGAAGCAGCCGGGAGGCAGCGUUCGUCUAUGCUAUCUCGUCAGCAGGAGUGGUCCACGCUAUCACUCGGGCCUGCAGCCAGGGUGAGCUGAGCGUGUGCAGCUGUGACCCAUAUACCCGCGGUCGGCACCAUGAUCAACGAGGGGACUUUGACUGGGGUGGCUGUAGUGACAACAUCCAUUACGGUGUUCGCUUUGCCAAGGCUUUUGUGGAUGCCAAAGAGAAGAGGCUUAAGGAUGCCCGGGCCCUCAUGAACUUACACAACAACCGCUGUGGUCGCACGGCUGUUCGGAGAUUCCUGAAGCUGGAGUGCAAGUGUCACGGUGUGAGUGGCUCCUGUACUCUGCGCACCUGCUGGAGAGCACUCUCAGACUUCCGACGCACAGGUGACUACCUGAGGAGGCGAUAUGAUGGGGCUGUGCAGGUGACGGCCACACAGGAUGGGGCCAAUUUCACAGCAGCGCGCCAGGGCUAUCGCCACGCCACCCGGACUGAUCUUGUCUACUUUGACAACUCCCCUGACUACUGUGUCUUGGACAAGGCUGCAGGUUCCCUAGGUACCGCAGGCCGCGUCUGCAGCAAGACUUCUAAAGGAACAGAUGGGUGUGAAAUCAUGUGUUGUGGCCGAGGGUAUGACACAACUCGGGUCACCCGCGUCACCCAGUGUGAGUGCAAAUUCCACUGGUGCUGUGCUGUGCGGUGCAAGGAGUGCAGAAACACUGUGGAUGUCCACACAUGCAAGGCCCCUAAGAAGGCAGAGUGGCUGGACCAGACCUGAACACACAGAAACCUCAUUCUUCCCUCCACUUCAAGCCUCUGACUCAAAAGCACAAGACCCUUGCAUGCGCACCUUCCUCUACCCUCAAUCCUGGGCUGCUAUGGCUUCUGUCACGGACCUGGAGAGUGAUCCGGAGGGACCCCAAUGUCCCGGCCGCCUGGUUCCUUAGCCCUAGGGACGUGUUGAUAGGGGAUGGAUUUAGGAGGCUGAGUGACUCCCUGAUGGUCCAUCUGGAGGUUUGAAGGGAGAGUAGGAGAGGUCUGUCUUCAGAGUGAUUUGAGUUGCACUAAGUCAAGGCUCAUCCUCCCCUUUGCUUGCACUGACUUCUGAUCCUCUUUGGGUAUGCAACAGGAAGGGAACCUGGAGGUAGCUUCCGUGUUUGAUGCUACUCUGCCUGAGGAUAGGACAGAGAUAAAACUGCCUGUCCCUUUGCUGGAGACAGUACGGGCAGACAAUCUUAGGCCAUAGUAUUCUGCUGAGACCCUGAGAUAGCUAGAUGGGUUAGCCACAUUGAACAAGGCUCCACAUCAUGCUUCUACGCAGCUUAUAAAGUAGUGGUUUGGUGAGGAGGAAAAUCACAAUGCUCUACAGAUACACAUUCUCUGUGCCUCCCUUUCCACCUACAUCACACAGCAGCAGCCUGCUCACUGGCUGCCUGUUCAGAGUGAGGCAGCUUGCAGUGGGUCAAAUUCUUACCAGGCCAUUAGAGGCCCGGAACAGGAUUGUGAGAGAAUGACAUAGAAAGCCUGGCUAGGCCUUGGGACUUCCCCCACAUCCACUAUUCCGGAGAUUCGGUAGGAAGGGAGGUAACUCAUGGGAAGGGUGAGCGCACCUGAUCUCAGGGGUUCCAUGAGGAUCAGUGUAUACUAGGAAGGCAGAGAUCUCGCAUUUUGCUAGUUCUUGAGGAUCUUCAGCUUUGAAGUAGGAACAAAAGGCAGCAGCUAUAGAGAGAGAGCUGGUGCUGGAGCCGAGGUGGCAAACAUCCUAUAAGGCCUUUCUCAUUUACCCAGCAAAUCUUUAUUUUGUGAUUCACCAGGUCCAACUGUUAACUACUGCACGUUCCACGAUCGACUUAAACAGGGAAGGUUCUCUCUGUGCUACUGACCGUUGCCUAACGAGGGUACACAGGAGUGGAGCCUUCAAAGAGAGCAGGCACAGUGACAUGGGGGUUCCAAACCUUGAUGGUCUAGUUUUAUGUGACCUCGACAAUGGUCAUCUUCUUCCCUAUUGAUAAACAGAAAUAGUAUAGAAAUCCACAGUUAGACUUAGGUCUAAUCCCAGCUAUUUACUCUCUAUUUUUUAUUUUCAGCAGGGUCUUUAAAUUCUCCUCUCCCAUUUUCUUAUCUGUAAAGUGAGGGUGAAACUGAGAUCUAACUGUGCCCCAAACUCUAGCCGACUGAUAGACGUCAUCAACACUCUCACUGGUCAAGUACUUCCUGCUUCUCUGGGACCUUCUGAUUUAGGGCUGUCUGGGCAGACAACAGACUAGAUUCAAAGGCUUUCACAAGGAAUUCUGGAUAUAGCUCCUCUCUCUCUUCUCAGGUUCCUCUUCAUCCAAUCGUACUCUCAGAUGUUUGUGGAGCAACCUCUUUCUGCCCAGGCAGCAGGAGGCUGGGGUGGGGUGGGGUGGGGGGGCACAGCUCUGGCCACAGAGGCAGAUUUAUUUGGAUGAUAGGACUAAUAUUUGUGUAACCUGCUGAGACCUGUGUGGGAGAGUUUAGUAUGGUUUUUCUUUUGGUGAGGGGAUUUGCUCCGGUUUCACAUCCAUUAACACAAAACAUGAGCUAGUCAGGGCCCUUGUGGUCUGUGGUGAGGGGAUGACUGGAGAAACGGGACUGAGUGAGUCAGGCGGAGGGAAUGUCUUCCUCGCAGAGUAGAGUCAACGGGAUAACUGAUGAGCCAGUGGUGGGGUCACGGAGGGGGGCGGAGGGGAAGAGGGACUUCUCUUGGAAGAGAGGAGUUUUGGGGCAGGGGCGAGAACAUCCAAGUUACGGUAUCAGUGAUGGCAUUGGCCUUCACUGGGGAGCCAGCCUGAGGUAAAUCUACUUGUGCUGUAUUCUCUUUGAGUUUGGGUUCUUAGCUGUGGCAGACAUCUGUGACAUCUCAUAUUACUCCAUGCCUUUGCCUGGGCUCCAAAUUCUAGCUGAUAAAGAUAUACAACCACUU
Molecule: messenger RNA, 3573 nt
Organism: Mus musculus (house mouse)
Lineage: Eukaryota; Metazoa; Chordata; Mammalia; Rodentia; Muridae
Gene: Wnt2b
Product: wingless-type MMTV integration site family, member 2B
Exons: 5
Coding region: 238-1407 (389 amino acids)
Biological process (GO): animal organ morphogenesis; hematopoietic stem cell proliferation; canonical Wnt signaling pathway
Cellular component (GO): extracellular region
Molecular function (GO): signaling receptor binding
Source: RefSeq, marked provisional